AUGAAAAACAAGGUCUCAAUAUCGACCAUAUUCUUUGGCAUCCCAUUGUGGGCUUGGCUAAUAGUAGCUUCAUUGAUAGUAACAUUCAUUGUUGUGACAUGUGUCAUUGUGUGCUAUUGUUUCAUACACUAUCGUAAAAAGCCAUACAAACCCCGUUUUUCUUUACCCAAAUCAAUUGCAUGCAAGCACCAUGUUUGUGAUUUUAGCUCUUCCUCCCUUGACAAAAGGUUGCUAUCAGCAUCAAGCAAUGUCUCAGAACAUGGGAUUAACUUUGAGAAGUUGCCAUCAUCAUGUCAUAGUCAUGAGUUGGUCCUACCUAACCAGUUUGAUCCACAUGUUAAUGGCAUUAUUACAAAAGAUGGGUAUUUGAAAGGUUUGAGAUCAAGUGAUAAGCUUUGUCCCUUUGACAAUGAUAUGAGUAAAGGGUGUUGCUUUAGCCUUAAGGAGAUAGAGUAUGCUACUAAUGGAUUGGCUCAAGAAAAUGUGAUUGGAAGUGGGGACAAUGGGAUUGUUUAUCUUGGUUUUUUGCCAAAUGAUAGACACGUGGCAGUCAAGAGGCUAGUGUGUGACAGUCGCCAACCUGAGAAAUUAUUUGCAUUCCAAAUGGAGGAAAUUGGACGUGUAAAGCAUGAUAAGCUGGUCAAAUUGCUUGGAUAUUGUGCCGAGGGUGCUCACAGGAUCUCAGUAUCUGAAUACGUAGAAAAUGAAAGUCUGCAUCACUGGCUUCAUGAAUUUCCCGAACAAAUAAGCCCUCUAACAUGGGAUACAAGAUUGAACAUUAUCUGUGGUGUUGCAAAAGGACUGGCAUACCUUCAUGAGAAAGUCAAACCAAAGAUUCUCCAUGGCAACCUAACAUCUAGCAAUAUUUUGCUUGACCAACGAUGGAAUCCAAAAAUAUCUGAUUUUGGUCUUGUUAAUAUUCUCAGUCCUGAAUGCAGUCACAUUAUACUGGAAUCAUUAGGUUAUGUGGCACCAGAUAGCAAUUUCACUAGCACCUUCACUAAGGGUAAUGACAUCUAUGAUUUUGGAAUACUUAUCAUGGAGAUUGUAUCAGGAAGGCUUCCUUCAAAUCAGAGUCAGCCACAGACUCAUAUAGUGGACUGGUUCAAAUCAAUGAUUUCCAAUGGAAAAAUUGAUUCCGUGGUGGAUCCAAAAUUGCUUGAAAUGCCUUCUUCCAAGAUACUUAAACGUGUUGCUUUGGUAGCUCUAAGAUGUGUAGAUCGUGAUGUGAAUCCUAAACUCAAAAUGGGAGAUGUGGUUUGCAUGCUUCAGACCAACCUACUGCUUUUUGAGGAACGUCGAAUUGCCAUGGAGACUUGUGAACAGAAUCACUCACCACAAAAUCAGCAAAAUUAGGUGAUACCAAGAGGAAUAUAGGAGUAAACAGAAGAAAUUGCCACCAAUUGGACAUGAUGCUUUUUUGGAUUUUGCAUAAACCAACUCAUUACACCAACUGAACAGGAUAUGUCAGGACAAGUCAAAAGUAGAUGAAAUUACCUACCAAACUUUGAUACAUGGUUGUGUCUUCCAACUCUUUUCCUUCAUGUGUAAAUUAUCUUGGCAUUUGGCUCCAUCACUAUUGAAAUUGGCUUACAAUUAAACAUUCCAAAUUUUUGUAGUAA
This is a messenger RNA of Cajanus cajan (pigeon pea), 1622 nucleotides long. Its product is annotated as putative serine/threonine-protein kinase At1g01540. Gene Ontology annotation, biological process: protein phosphorylation. NCBI's taxonomy places the organism in Eukaryota, Viridiplantae, Streptophyta, Magnoliopsida, Fabales, Fabaceae. The record is from RefSeq and is a predicted model, not a curated record. Gene Ontology annotation, molecular function: ATP binding; protein kinase activity.